AUGGCAGUAGAGCGCGACUGCACCAGUGCUGAACUGGGUGAGACAGUGGGAGGUCCUGGUCAGGUUUUAGACCACAGUGCCAGUGACCCUCAGCGUGCUUUGCAUGCGGGGUUGGAGCGGAAGGAGCCAAUUGCGUGGCCGCCAGCAAACAGUGACAAGUGGAAACUGUUAGAUAGUAAGCUCGGACGUGUUUUAGAGGUUGAGUUGUUGGGGGAUGUAGAGAAGAAGAUGCGGAUGUUUGAGGGGUUAUGCUAUGAGUUGUGUGCUGAGGAGUUUGGAAUAAGACCUGUGGGGGACAGUGGUGAAAGGCGGGGGGAGGACACCAAUAGUAAACCAGAGACAAGGAGGCAGCGUUUGAUGGCUCAGUUGAGGGCAGAGAAGAAGAGUCUGCGACGAAGAUGGCGGCAGGCUGAUGAGGUGGAGAGAGCUAGCUUGAAGGAGUUGUAUGAGGAUUUGAAGAAGAGGUACACGGAUGUGAGAAGAGCUGAAUACCUGAACAAGAAGCGAAAGAGGAGGGAAAAGCAGAGGAAGGAUUUCUAUAGGAAUCCAUACAAGUUUGCCAAGAGAUUGUUUGGGGAAGGGGCCUCAGGUAAUUUGGAGGUGCCCAAGGAGGAAUUAGAGAGACAUUUGAGGGAGACAUAUUGUGAUGAGAGACGAGAGGAGCCGUUUGUCGAGCUGCCAGGACUGGUUAGGCCUCAAGAGCCUGAGAUCUGUUUCGACUUGGGUGAGGUGAGGCUUUGGGAGGUUGAUGGAGUGGUGAAGAAGGCUAGAGCUGGUAGUGCUGCUGGGCAGAAUGGCUUGUCCUACAAGUUGUUCAAGUAUUGCCCUCGUGUCCGGAGAGUACUCUGGCAAAUCCUUAGGGUACUCUGGCGGAAGCGGAUUGUCCCAGGCAGCUGGUGUUUGGCAGAAGGGGUUUACAUCCCAAAGGAGAAGGAUGCCAAGGGUAUUGGUCAAUUCAGGCCCAUCUCGCUCUUGAAUGUGGAUGGUAAAAUACUCUUUAGCGUGUUGGCCAGGCGUUUGACAGACUUUGUCAUGAAGAACAGGUUUGUGGACACAUCUGUCCAGAAAGCUGGGGUUCCCGGUUUCCCUGGGUGUUUGGAACAUGUCCAGAUGAUCUGGGAGUCGAUCCAGAGGUGCAAACGGGAAAAGAAGGAUGUGGAUGUCAUAUGGUUGGAUUUGGCAAAUGCUUAUGGGUCAGUACCGCACAGGUACCUUAGCUUUGCUCUGGACUUUUUCUGGGUGCCGAAAGUGAUCCAGGAGUUGGUGCAGAGCUAUUACAGUCAGUUCAAGAUGAGAUUCACGACCCGGACUUACACGACGGAGUGGCAGGCAUUGGAAGUUGGUAUCCCGAUGGGAUGUCCAGUCUCGCCGCUGCUGUUCGUCCUUGGCAUGGAGGUGUUGACUCGCCGCGUGUCCUCGGAGAUUGAGGGAUUGACGCUGGCUGGAGAGGUUGUUGUUCCCUCUGUCAGGGCAUUCAUGGAUGACCUGACGAUUGUGUCGAGUAAUGAGUCCCAGGUUGACAAAGGCCUCCAUAGACUUGAGGAGAUGGUAGGUUGGACUAAGAUGAGGUUCAAGGCUAAGAAGAGUCGGUCAGUGUCGUUGAGGAAGGGCAAGGUGGUUGAGAAGAGGUUUCGUAUUGGAAACGAGGAUAUACCUCAGGUUUCUGAGAAAGGGGUGAAGAGUUUGGGACGUUGGUAUGAGGACAAGUUGAAUGACAGGCAUCGAGGGAUGCAGAUCUAUGACAAAGUUGUAGAGUGGUUGAAGAAGGUGGAUAGGACGUUGAUCCCAGGGAAUGCAAAGGUGUGGUGCUGCCAAUAUGGGCUGCUGCCACGGAUCAUGUGGCAACUGCAGGUGUAUGAGGUGGCAGUUUCUAGAGUUGAGAAGAUGCAGCAGAAGAUGAACUCGUUCUACCGGAAGUGGUUAGGUGUGCCACGGAUGUUGACAGAUGUAGCAUUGUAUUGUAGAACUGGAAAGCUAAGGCUUCCUAUGGCAUCAGUGGUAGAGGAGUACAAGGCUGGGAAGGCUAGGUUGGUCAUGAUGUUGAGGGAGUCAAAGGAUCAGACAAUAGCAGAUUCUCGGCCACCGAUCCGUACAGGGAGGAAGUGGAAGGCAGAAGAGGCUACGGAUGAAGCUGUGGCAAUGGCCAAGUGGAAGGAGAUGCGUGGUGCUGUCCAAGUGGGUAGGAGCGGGAUAGGGUAUCGUCCUGGCAUGAGAUGGUAUAGCAAGCAAGGCAGGAAGGGUAGGAGGGAUUUGGUAGUUGAGGCAGUCAAGGAGAAAGAGGAGGAAUGUCGGAUGGCAAAAGCUGCACAGCAGGGUGUGCAGGGUGCAUGGACCCGUUGGGAAGAGGUGGAGCAGAAGAAGGUCUCCUGGGAUCAACUCAGGACGAUGUCGUCUGGGGCCGUGCGCUUCAUGAUCAGUUCCACCUUUGAUGUCCUGCCAACGCCGGUGAAUUUAAAGAGGUGGGGUUGUGCGGAGGACGACAGCUGCAAGGUUUGCAGGAAGGCAAGAGGGUCAUUGGAGCAUGUCCUGUCAGCUUGUGGAGGGUUAUUGCAAACUUAUACAUGGAGGCAUAACCAGGUCUUGAAGGAGAUGGGAGCUUUGGCAAGGGCAGCGAUAGAGGCGAGGAAGAAGAAUGGACCCCCAAGGGUGAGGGGCAUCGAGUUUGUCAAGAAGGGGGCUAGGUGUAGGAAGACUAGGCAAAGACAAGGUGUGGGUGGGUUGUUAGCCGUUGCAGACGACUGGGAGGUACGUGUGGACGAGGGGAAUAGGACUAUGCCGGAAGAGGUGGUGGUCACAGCCCUGCGGCCAGAUAUGGUUCUUGUGGCUAGGUCGGCACGUAAGGUUGUGAUGGUUGAGUUGACAGUGCCGUGGGAGACGAGGAUAGAAGAGGCGAGGGAGAGGAAAAUGGAUAAGUAUGCUAGUCUGAAGCAGGAGUGUGAGCAGAAUGGAUGGGGAGCAGAGGUACAUACAGUCGAGGUUGGGUGCAGGGGGUUUGCGGGUGUCUCUGCAAGGAGGUGGAUCCGAGCAAUGGGGUUCAGUGGUAGGGAAGGGGAGAAGUGGGUGAGGAGAAUGUGUGGGGCAGCCGAGACGGGCUCGGCUUGGGUUAUUCAGAAGGCAGUGUAG
Messenger RNA from Lytechinus variegatus (green sea urchin), 3123 nucleotides. RefSeq lists its product as uncharacterized. The transcript has a single exon. Bases 1 to 3123 code for a protein of 1040 amino acids. NCBI's taxonomy places the organism in Eukaryota, Metazoa, Echinodermata, Echinoidea, Temnopleuroida, Toxopneustidae. The record is from RefSeq and is a predicted model, not a curated record.